AUGAGCCCUACACUAGUUAUCAAGCGGCCUCCCGCUACUACAACCACUUCCCCAAAGGCUGUUAAAAACAACAAGCCAGCUGCAGUGGUCGCCGCGACGUCCUAUGGCUGUGACCAUAUCAAGAGCCUUCUACAAAGCGGACAAGGAACAAAAGCUUACUACUCGGGCGCUACCCGCGUCGCUUUCGACUCCGUCAGAACUACGGCGCAGACAUGUGUAAAGUGCGAGUGCAAGUUUUUGGUCACGAGGACCUUCUUGUGUAUGCAAUGCCCGAACACUCACUGUCCGCAGGACGCGAAGGAGCACUCGAAGGAUAUGGGGCACGUAUUUGGUAUUGAUUCGAGAAGCGGCCAUGUUUACUGCUUCCUCUGCGAGGACUUUAUUUAUGACCCGACUCUAGAGGAAAUCCGAAUAGAACGAGAGGCAUCCGUUGAAGGACAUUCGCGCAAACGCCGCCGAAUAGACGAUCACAAGCCCACCCCCGAAGACGUCAAAUACAUAGAAUCCAAUACAAAUGCCGCGCCCUGUCGCGCAACUGGCCUCCGCGGCUUUCUCAACAUGGGGUCCACUUGCUUCAUGAGCGUCGUCCUCCAAUCCCUUAUCCACAACCCUCUCGUACGCAACUUUUAUCUCUCGGACGGACAUAAAAAGGAGUGCACGCAGAUAAACUGCAUGUCCUGCGCUAUGGACGAAGUGUUUUCAGAGUUUUUUGCUACGGAUAAAGUAGAUGGAUUUGGCCCUGUGAACCUCCUCACGACAUCGUGGAAAUGUGAGCAAACUCUCGCUGGCUACCAGCAGCAGGAUGCACACGAGUAUUUGCAAUUUCUUCUGAACCAGCUCCACGUGACGAAUGGGGGGAAUAGCGACACCAAGGAGGACCCAUGCAAGUGUAUCAUCCAUAAGAGUUUCUAUGGGAAGCUUCAGAGCGAUGUUACGUGUUCCGGAUGCUCGAAUGUUACGACUGCGUAUGAUCCGGUCAUGGAUCUAUCACUGGAUCUGCGGAUCAAGUCGAAGAAGAAAGCGGUCACGGCAGAAGGAGAGCCAACGAUGCAGACACUACAGGAAUGUCUAGAGCGCUUUACGAGCAGCGAGAAACUAGGCGUUGAUGGAUAUAACUGCGAACAUUGUAAAAGCGCGCAGGAAACCGCAACGAAACAGUUGACGGUGAAGCAGCUCCCGCCAGUGCUAUGUAUACAACUCAAACGGUUCGAACACUCCUCAACCGGAUCUUCGAAAAUUGAUACAAAGAUACGUUUCCCGAUGCAGCUUGAUAUGACACCAUACACCACGCGCGCACGCCGGAAAAACCCCAAGGCGACAGCGGACGGUGCGAGUAAAGGCAAGACAAGCGGGUUGUACAUGUAUGAUUUGUUAAGCGUGGUACAGCACCAUGGACAGAUUAGCUCGGGACACUAUGUGAGCUAUUCAAGAGAGAACGGUCAGUGGUUUCAAUUCAACGACAGUGUCGUCACAUUAGCGACAGAGAAAGAAGUGUUGGGCGUGCAGGCGUAUCUGCUAUUUUAUAUUGUCCGGAACCUUAGUUGA
Molecule: messenger RNA, 1545 nt
Organism: Morchella importuna
Lineage: Eukaryota; Fungi; Ascomycota; Pezizomycetes; Pezizales; Morchellaceae
Exons: 6
Coding region: 1-1545 (514 amino acids)
Biological process (GO): protein deubiquitination
Molecular function (GO): cysteine-type deubiquitinase activity; zinc ion binding
Source: RefSeq, a predicted model, not a curated record